GAUGAGAAAGAAUGCUUCCUUCAUUGCUUGUUGAGCUUGCUAGAUAGAAGACUAGAGGAAAAGAUAGUCUGCUCCACUAUGGCAUAUAUUACUGGUGAGAGCACUCUAUGGGCAGAGGCUGUAUUUGCUGCUGGUUUAAUAGAAUCUCUACGCAAGUUGGUUGAAAUGAAAACAAUGGGUAUUGCUGCUGUUGCAAUUGCAAAUGCUAUUGAUGGUACUGCAGAUGAUGAACAGAUAGAGUCCUUGGUGAAAUGCUGCAUAGGUGUUUUCUGUAAUUAUGUUGGCCCACAUAAAAUGUGGGCUGACAUUGGUCUCAAAGGAAUAGAGAAAAUAUUGAAGUUUGGGGAAGCAAAGAAGGCAAAUAAUGGUGGCAAUAAUGUUUAUGCUCAGAAGAUCAAAGAGGAUGGAAAGUUGGAAAAUUUUAGGACAUCCAUACUUAAGUCACAAGCUAAGGCAAUAAUGAUGACAUAUUGGCCAUCAAUGCAGGGGCCACCAAGGUCGGAUGAUAGUAUGAUUCUGUUAGCACCCACACACUCUCUGAUAUGUUAGAUGAGAUGUUUGCGGAUUACUCGCCUUGAUCUGUUAGAUGAGCUGUUUGGGGAUCCGUUUACAUAACUAACUCAGCUAGAUAGUCUUUAAACUAUGUGAUCAAGCAUAACGUGUUAUAGGCUUAAGAGUUUAUUUAUUUGUAUUCCCUUAUGACUACUCUUAAAAAUGGGUGUAUAUUUGAGGCAUCUUAUCCUCUUUCCA
This is a messenger RNA of Capsicum annuum, 750 nucleotides long. RefSeq lists its product as uncharacterized. NCBI's taxonomy places the organism in Eukaryota, Viridiplantae, Streptophyta, Magnoliopsida, Solanales, Solanaceae. Gene Ontology annotation, cellular component: nucleus. Gene Ontology annotation, molecular function: nuclear import signal receptor activity. Gene Ontology annotation, biological process: NLS-bearing protein import into nucleus. The record is from RefSeq and is a predicted model, not a curated record.